Messenger RNA from Vitrella brassicaformis, 1550 nucleotides. The record is from the annotation of a GenBank genome assembly. NCBI's taxonomy places the organism in Eukaryota, Vitrellaceae.
AACAAGAGAAGCGCGCGGCCCGCCCGUCCCGUCGAGGAGCACUCACUAUGCAUAAAAGCAACCAGACCAGCAAAAGGGUAUGUCUGUCCGCCGCACGUCGACAAUUAACACACACUGAUGUGUUCCUGUCUGUCUGUCUUGCUGUCUGUCUGUCUCUUAUGCAAUCAUGCACCCGCCAACAAAGACUCGUGAUUAGCCCCAUCCUGCUGAGUCAAUGCACUGUCCAUCUGCCCCUCCUCCGCUGUCGUCAUCGUGUCCAUCGCCCGCACACACGGCGCGACAGCCUUGCUUUCAGACUCGCCCCCCGCACCCGCACCCGCAUCCGCACCCGGCCCCUCCCCUGCCACUUCCGCCCCGUUCGCACUCACACACGUCCCCAAUGCCGUCUUGUGAUGGCCAUGGUGCCCUGGCGAAGGUGGCUGGUGGGAGAACGACAAGUUGCUGCGAGAUACGGGCUGGUGCUGGUGCCGGUGCUGGUGCUGGUGCGAUGUCCGUCGCCGGCGCUUGGUCCUGUUGGGUGAGAGCCCCGCCCCCCACUUCUUCUUGAGAGGCGAUGGUGUGUGCAGUGCGGUGGCAUGUAGAGGGGUGCCGGGGUUGUGAGGAGUGGAGGUCGUGCAGGGCUGCAUGGAUUGGGGGUGCUGCAUGGCGGUGUUGGUGAGCUUCUUGCCGGCCGGCAGGAGCGGGAGCUUGAAUUUGGGCUCGGCGAGUGUGUAUGGAGAGACGAUGAUGGGGUACAUCUCCAUGUGGUGCUGGUUGAUGAUCCGCUCACUGGCCUCUGUGGGCCGCCACUGGAGACCCUCGGCACGCUUGGUUGCCGCCUUGCGGGCCUCCCCUGCAUGCAGGUCGCCGCCCCUCUCCGAUGUCAGACUGAAGUACCUGCACACACCACACCGCCGUACAGAGAUGGAUGGAUGGAUGGAUGAUGGGUGAUGAGACAACGUGCCGUUUGUCGACUCUGACUGACUGACCGUAUGUUUGCUUUGUUAUUGUGUCCCCAGAAGCCGUGCCUCUUCUUGGCCAGCUCGCUCACCCCCGUGCGAGAACUCGAACCGAAUCGCCAACCCUGCACACACACACACAACACAGGCCAGCAAUGCAUGUGUGUCUCUCUCUCGUGGGGCCUUUGUGACUCACCUUGAGAAUGUUGCUAUCAUGCGGCCGCAUGCCGCCUGGCUCGUCGCUCUCGAAGAGGCCUCUCUCCUCGCCGGCUAUCUCAUGCUCAUUCUCAGCCAGCAUCUGCUCCAGCUCCUCACGCAUCACCAGAAGCUCGUCAGCCACCUUGCUCAGCGGCCUUAGGCCGUCCGACUCGUUGUUCAUCGGCUCAUCUGCGGGGGCGUCGCUGCCCGUGAUGGCCUCCUUUGUCUCCUCUGAUCCAGAGCCUUUGAUGGUGGUCGAAAUGUCACCGUUUUGCAACGCCUGUGUGGAGGCGUCAGAGGUGAUGGUGGGGGCGGCGGCGUCGACCAUCGCUGCUUUCUUUGCAGGGGGCAAGGACGAGUGAGGAAUCAGUCGAGAGAGAGAGAGCCGGCAUGGUUCUACACCAGAAAUAAUUC